Messenger RNA from Fibroporia radiculosa, 4581 nucleotides. RefSeq lists its product as uncharacterized. Gene Ontology annotation, molecular function: ABC-type peptide transporter activity; ATP hydrolysis activity; ATP binding. Gene Ontology annotation, biological process: transmembrane transport. The transcript is spliced from 25 exons. Gene Ontology annotation, cellular component: fungal-type vacuole; membrane. Bases 1 to 4581 code for a protein of 1526 amino acids. The record is from RefSeq and is a predicted model, not a curated record. NCBI's taxonomy places the organism in Eukaryota, Fungi, Basidiomycota, Agaricomycetes, Polyporales, Fibroporiaceae.
AUGAUCUGGGACCAGCAGCUCUUGUCAAUCGAGAGAUAUCUCGAGAAUGGCAGCCUGAAUGUUGACUUUGUCGCCCCGAAGGUGCAACUAGGACAGCCUGAAUUUAUCCUUGGUACCCUCGUUCCCGUGUGCGUAGGACUGCUUCUACUAUUCAACGAUAUCCUCUCCGCUGUUCGCUAUCCAAAAUGCUUCCGGAAGGCGUUGAGGGCGUUCACCUCGCCGUUCAGAAAUUUCCUUACUCUGGACGAUCUAGAAGGUCCCUCAGAGCCCAUAAGCAGCCCACCAGCCUGGACAUGUAGAGCUCUGGCAAUCGGUACUUUGGUAGAAUGUGCGGCAUAUGUGACUGUACUAGCUUAUGCGGGGAUAGUGAAUGGUCAGCCCAGCGUACUGAGGGAACUCGUCGUUGCGUCCAUAACCUGGCUAUAUGCACUCUUUAGACUGUUAUUCCGACCGCCAUCUACACCACCAUACCUUUUGAUCCUGUUCUACCUGACACAUGCGGGGGUUGCGCUGGCAGACACACUUCUUAGACUUAUGGAAAGCGAGGUCCGCCCCGAGCUAGUUGCGCUUGACAUGGUUCGAAUUAUCUGGCCGACUGGCCUUGCUUGGAUAGCUGGAACUUUGCCGUUACAGCUUAUGCUGCCCGCGAAGAAUGUCGCCAAGGGCACCGAGGCUCCUUCGAGUGGACUAUCCAUGCCGGAGGAUAGCGUGAACUUGUGGUCCUGGUCGACAUUCUCCUUCAUAGAGCCAAUUUUCCCACUGGCAGGAGAGCGCACGUUAAAUGAAGGCGACGUCUGGGCGUUGUCUCCAUACUUUACGCAUAAGAACCUGUUUCACAAGUACUUAAAGUAUCGCGAAGAACAUCCUACGCACUCGUUGCUGCGCUUUCUCAUUGUUUCCAACUCUUUAGAUCUGAUCCUAGAUGUCCUGUUAGAGAUGUGGAGUGCUGUCUUCGGCUUCGUUCCGCCUUAUGCCCUACAGGAAAUUCUCUCCGCACUCGCCGAUCCAUCGCCCGAGUCAAAGCGCAGAGCCUUCCUCUUUGCAUGUGCUGCGUUCAUAGCGAACUUGUCGUUUGCGCAAGUGGACCUCUACCAAACAUGGUACACUCGCCGCUGUUACGAGCGUACGCGCGGUCAGCUGUUCUGUGCGCUUCAUUACAAGGCACUGACACGGCGCGAUGUACAUGAUAGUCCAGAUCAGGAGCAGGGCGGGGGGAGUGCCGAUCUAGGCAAGAUUGUGAACCUGAUGCAGGGUGAUGCGUAUUCCGUUGCCCUUCGAUUUUGGGAAUUCUCCAAAGUUUUUGCUGCCCCAGUUCGUUUAGUCAUCGCGAUGGUUUUCUUGUAUCGUAUUUUGGGCUGGAGUUCUCUCGCGGCUGUGGCAGUCGUUGUCGUCGCCUACAUUCUGAACUAUCCGUUGGCAAAAUACAAUAUUUACGUCACACGACACUCGUGGAAAGCCAGAGAUCGUCGGAUGAGUCUGGUAAAUGAGCUGUUUCAGAAUGUCCGUUUCCUAAAAUUCUACGGUUGGGAGACACGGUGGGCGAAUCGAGUACGCGAGGCGAGGGAGAUCGAACUGAGUUGGCGCGUCAAGGAUAACGUUGUCUCAGUCAUCAUUUCUUUCAUCUGGACAUGGAUUCCUUCCGCAACCGCUGUCUCAACCUUCCUGUGCUACACUCUGAUAGCAGGAGAGAGACUGACAGUAGCGAAAGCCUUCACUUCGAUCGCACUAUUCUCGUACCUGCAAGAGCCUAUGACGGCAUUGCCGGGACAGAUCUUUGCUCUGCUUCAUGCUUAUGUGAGCAUGCAGCGUAUUGAGGUCUUCCUUGGGGAAGCAGAGGUGUCGGAUUGGGCCUCUUCUUUGAAGAUGUCCUCUAAUGCACAGGCUUUUCGCUCCGGAAAAGUCGGGUUCUCGGACGCUUCUUUCGGAUGGGACGUUUAUCCGAAAGACGCACCUUCAAGAUUCGAGCUCGGCCCUCUCGACGUCGAUUUUCCUACAGGAAAACUCACUCUGGUAAGUGGAGCGACCGGGUCAGGAAAAAGUGCGCUGCUCGCUGCUCUGCUGGGAGAAAUGCAUUGCACUUCUGGGAAAGUGACUUUGAACAAGGCAGGACAUCAAGUUGCAUACUGCGCACAGAACCCAUGGCUUGAGCACGCAACAAUCCGCGACAACAUCAUAUUCGGGUCGGCAUAUGGGUAUGACGAGCGACGAUACCAGAUGGUGAUUGAGGCUUGCGCUUUGAAGAGGGAUCUAGAGAUCUUUGAUGCAGGCGACAUGACAGAAAUUGGUGAAAAGGGAAUCACAUUAUCCGGUGGUCAGAGGGCUAGGAUAGCCCUGGCGCGAGCUCUUUACUCUCGAGCUACGUGUAUCCUGCUUGAUGAUCCUCUAGCGGCUGUCGAUAUGCAUACCGCACAACACCUGGCCAAAAAAGCUCUUUCAGGAGAGUUGGCUCGCGAUCGGACAAUCAUCCUGGUGACACAUCAUAUCAGCCUCUGUCUUCCGAUAGCCUCACAUCUCGUCGAGCUAUCCAAUGGUAAGAUCAUUCGUCAGGGGUCCACCGAGGACCUUCAACUACAAGGCCAACUCGAGAAGCUUGUAGCAGCGGAAGACAUUGUGGCCGAAGAAGAUCUUCAAUCUUCGGCUACUGAAACCGGCAACGAAGCAGAUUUGGUGAAUGGUCACCAAGAAGGUCAAUCUAUAUCUAAACCAGCCAACGGUAAGCUCGUCGAGGCUGAAGCCCGUGCCGAAGGCCGGGUGUCCAUGCGAACCUACAUGACCUACAUUCGCGCUGCCGGCUUAUUUUCCUGGUUCUUGACGAUUGUCUUGAUGGUUUUCAUCCGCUUGAUCACGGUUGGCAACCAGUUCUUCAUAGCUAGGUGGGGUGAGGCUUAUGAGAGUACGGGACCUUCAGUGGCAGAAGUCCUUCAACGAGCUGGCGCAUUUUGGGAACAAAUGCCCCCACCUGACGUCGACGUGAAACCCUGGCUGGCAAUCUUCUUGGUGAUCUGCUUGUUCGGGGCGCUUUCUGUCAUCGCCUAUAUAUCACUCGGUUAUUACGCAAGUCUGCAAGCAUCCAGAGUUCUCUUCAUUUCAAUGCUGCAGAAACUCGCUGGUGCCCCGUCGCGAUUCUUCGAUGUGACACCAAUAGGGCGCAUCUUGAAUCGUUUUACCUCAGACAUCAACACUGUUGAUUAUGCUUUGCAGAAUUCUGCCAGGGCUGCUUUAUCUGGAUGUCUCAACUUCCUCGUUUCGUUGUCGGUUAUCAUAUGGGUAGUGCCCUCCUUUGCCCCAUUCGCUCUUAUCAUCUCAUGGUUGUAUAUUCGACUUGCACCCCUGUAUGUCCGCGCCUCGCGAGAUCUACGGCGACUCGAGUCAAUAUCUCUAUCUCCUGCAUUUGCUGGGUUCGACGAGUUGCUGAGGGGCCUGUCUCAUGUGCGGGCAUUCGGUAUGGAGGAAAGAUACCAGGAUAGAUUCUACAAGCGCGUCGAUAAGUUUCAAUCGUUCGAUCACGUAUACUGGCUGGUGUCCGGUUGGCUGCAAUGGCGAUACGACUGUCUUGGGUCCAUUGUCGUUUUCUUGACGACCUUGUUCGCUCUUUGGGGCUCUGUCUCGUCUGGAUUCGCGGCCUUGGUUAUUGUCCAAGCCGGCGUGUUUGCUGAAGCUUCGCGUGUAUUGGUAAAGGUUCUCGCACAGCUAGAGCUAGAUUUCAAUUCUGUUGAGCGUAUCGUGGAGUACUUAGGUGUACCUCAGGAGGCGCCCGCUGUCGUACUUGAAAAUACGCCUCCUGCGUAUUGGCCGUCAAGUACUGGCGGGCUUAUCGUGGAAGAUCUGGUGGUUAGAUAUGCCCCGGAACUUCCUGCUGUCCUUCACGGCGUAUCGUUCAGUGUGAAACCCUCCGAGAAGAUUGGAGUGGUUGGCCGCACAGGUUCAGGGAAGUCUACUCUUGCUCUCUCCUUAUUACGCAUGAUAGAGCCUAGUAGUGGUCGUAUAAUUAUUGACAACAUUGACAUAGCAAAAUUAGGUCUAGAUGAUUUGAGGAAGCAUGUUACUAUUAUCAGUCAAGACGUUUCGCUGUUCUCUGGCACGAUCAGGAGCAACCUUGACCCAUUCGCAGAGCACUCUGACGAAGAGUGCUGGGAAGUUUUGGAAAGAUGCCAUCUCAAGUCUUUACUGGACGAUUCUGCGAGCGAGCCGACGAAAACAGAAUCGUCCUUGGAUCUCCACAUUGGUCAGACGGGCUCACUCAGCGCAGGCGAGCGGCAGCUGGUAGCCAUGGCUCGUGCUGUGCUUCGCCGAAGCAACAUAGUGAUUAUGGACGAAGCAACGUCACAGAUCGACUCGAAACUAGAUGAUCAAAUUCAGCAGACAAUCCGUGAAGAAUUCGCUGGUGCAAUCGUUAUUACGAUAGCCCAUCGACUGAAGACAGUGCUAGACUACGACCGCAUCCUCGUUCUCGGACACGGAGAGAUACUAGAGUUUGAUACCCCUCGUGCUUUGCUUUCCAAACAAGGCGGGGUGUUCAGAGAGAUGUGUAGAGCAAGUGCGGAUUGGAAAGAGAUUUUGGCGGCUGUGGAGAAACAAUAG